Neltuma alba is the source of this 537-nucleotide messenger RNA. RefSeq names its product putative invertase inhibitor. The transcript has a single exon. NCBI's taxonomy places the organism in Eukaryota, Viridiplantae, Streptophyta, Magnoliopsida, Fabales, Fabaceae. The record is from RefSeq and is a predicted model, not a curated record. Gene Ontology annotation, molecular function: enzyme inhibitor activity. The coding region runs from base 1 to 537 and encodes 178 amino acids.
AUGACUCUUUAUCCUUCAAGUUUCGUCGUAUUAUUGAUUCUGUUUCAAGCUUCAAAUGGCUGCGAUUUCAUUCGAGAAUCUUGCACGAAGGCCUCGGAGAAUGAUCCAAUCGUUCACUAUGAUUUCUGCGUCGCCAGCCUUGAGGCCGUGAUCUCUCAGAGCAAUCCACCAACCAGCCUUGGAGAUCUUGUGGCCAUGUCGAUUCAGAUAACAAAGUCCAACGCAACAGACAUAGUUUCCACCAUUUCCGAUCUUUUGAAGGAGCCCAACCAGUUCAGUGAAUACGCCAAGGAAUGCUUGAAAGAUUGUUCUGAUCUUUACUCAGAUUCCCUUGCUGAUUUGGAUGACGCCAUGGGAGCUUUUGAGUCUCAAGAUUUUAACACAGCGAGUAUGAAGGUAAGCGCGGCCAUGGAAGCUUCUGUGACCUGUGAAAACCAAUUCACUGACGGGAACGAAGAGUCUCCUUUAACAGAGCAUGAUAAGACGUAUUUUGAGCUUAACGCAAUGUCUCUGGCUUUCAUCAAGAUUCAUCAGUAG